UUUAACUAUCAUCAGAAUAUAGACAACACCUGAAACUGAAGAAGCACAAAAGACAACAACAGGCUGGAUGAAUAUUCCUUCCCACUACAGAUAUAACACUACACGAAGGAAAAUUUAAAAGGAUUACAACUGAGAUGGUUGUUCUAUGGAGAGAUUACUCGGUGAGGAAGCAGCUGCUGCAGCUGGUUCUUCUCCACACAGCCUGGGAAAUGGGUAGCGGCCAGCUCCAUUAUUCUGUGCCGGAGGAAUCCCAGCAUGGCACCUUCGUGGGCCGCAUUGCCCAGGACCUGGGGCUGGAGGUGGGUGAAUUGGUGCCUCGGAUGUUCCGGAUAGUUUCCAAAGAACACAAGGAUUAUUUAGAGGUAAAUGUGCAGAAUGGGAUCUUGUUUGUGAAUUCCAGGAUAGACAGGGAGGAGCUGUGUGGCAAAAGCACUGUUUGUGCCAUUCACCUGGAGGUGAUUGUGGAUAACCCCCUGAGGGUUUUCCAUGUGGAAGUGGAGAUUGCAGACAUAAAUGACAAUGCUCCAUUUUUUAUAGCAAGGCAGGAAAAGUUGCUCAUUCUAGAAUCAAGACUGGUAGGGUCCCUUUUCCCUCUAGAAGGAGCCUUAGAUGCUGAUGUUGGUACAAAUGCACAGUUAACUUACCAUCUCAGCCCCAGUGAACAUUUCAUCCUAGAUUUCCAAAGGAGUGGUGAUGAUAAUUCCUUAGGCUUUGUAUUAAAAAAACCUUUGGACAGAGAAGAUAUUUCUGUGCAUCACUUACUGCUCACAGUCACUGAUGGUGGCCAACCUGUGCUAACAGGAACAGCUCAGCUGGUGAUCAUAGUGCUUGAUGCGAAUGAUAACCCUCCUGUCUUUAACCUGUCAGUAUACAAGAUACAAAUGUUAGAAAAUGCCUCCAGUGGGACAUCAGUGCUUAAACUCAACGCCACUGAUUUGGAUGAAGGUAUUAAUAAAGACAUCACAUACUCUAUUCGUAGUGUAACUCCAUCUAAGACAAAUACUAUGUUUAGGAUAGAUUCAAAUACUGGGCAGAUUAUACUGAAUAAUGAACUGGAUUAUGAGGACACGAAUUUAUAUGAGAUCCGAGUGGAGGCAAUGGAUAAAAGUGCUUUCCCCUUGUCUGGACAUUGCAAAGUCUUAAUAGAAAUUCUGGAUGUGAAUGAUAAUAUUCCAGAGGUGUUGGUGACUUUCCUGUUGGUACCAGUGCCAGAAGACUCUUUGCUGGGCAUGGUGGUAGCCUCAAUCAGUGUCUUAGACAAGGAUGCUGGGGCUAAUGGGCAAGUGAGCUGCUCCCUGUGGCCCACUGGGCUCCCUUUCAAGCUGGUAUCUUCAUUCAAGAAUUACUAUUCACUGACACUGUCUGAGCCCCUGGAUCGGGAGAAGGUGGCUGAGUACAAGCUGCUAGUGACAGUCCAAGAUCAAGGGGUUCCAUCACUGUCAGCUAGCAGCAGUCUGGUGGUGUCCGUUGGUGAUGUGAAUGACAACCCACCUGCUUUUGCUCAACCCUUCUACAUGGUCUUUGUGAAGGAGAACAACCCACCUGGUGCCCACAUCUUCACAGUGUCUGCCACAGACCCAGACAUGGCUGAGAAUGCCCUCAUCAGUUACUGGAUAGAUGAGAAUCUCUGGCCGCUGUCAAGCUACAUCUCAGUGCACUCAGAGAGUGGGAAGCUCUACGCCUUGCAGCCCUUGGACUAUGAGGAGCUGAAGCUGCUGGAGUUCCAAGUGAGGGCCAAGGAUGCUGGGCUACCCUCCUUGUGUGGCAACGUGACUGUUCAGGUCUUUGUAGUGGAUGAGAAUGACAAUGCACCUGCCGUGUCCAGGCCAACAGAAGAGAAUCCCAUUCUUCUGGUGGUUCCUGUGGUGUCUGGUUACAUAGUGGGCAAGGUCCGUGCCCUUGAUGCUGACUCAGGGUACAAUGCGUGGCUGCGAUAUGAGCUGCAUGAGACAACCAGAGGUCCUUGGCGGGUGGGACUGUACAGUGGUGAGAUCAGCACUACCCAUGCUUUGGAUCAGGUGGAUGACACCAGCAGCAGUGGCAGCCAGAGCCUGCUAGUGCUGGUGAAAGAUCAUGGCAACCCAGCACUGUCCACCACAGCCACACUGAGUGUGUCAUUAGUGGAAAACUCUCAGAUCAUCCAUGCUGAUAUUCACCUUCCCAGAAUGGGAGGGAGCCCUAAGCUGUUGGAGGACACUGUCAACAUCUACCUGAUCAUCGGCAUAUGUUUGGUAUCCAGCUUGUUUCUGCUGGUGAUCAUGGUAUACAUGGCUUUGCGAUGCCGAAGCCAAUCCAAGGAACCAAUGGUGUAUGGUCCUGGCACAGCUACACUGGUAUGUGCCAGCGAAAUGGGCAGUUGGUCCUACUCAAAUCGCCACAGCCACAUCCUGGCAGGUGUGAAUGGAGAGGCUGGUGCCAAAAAUGAUCUGAUGGUUUUCAGUCCUGGUAUUCCUGCCACUGUGGAGAAUGGGAAGCAGCAGGAUUUGCUCUGUGCAACGUAUGGGAUCACAGAAUGGAAAAUGGCUCCCAUGUCACUGAUGGAAAGUGUGAAUGGUCCCUCCCCAAACAACCCACAACAGUACAUCACAGGCUUCAUGCAGAAUAUACCAUCAUCUAGGGCAAAGAAACCCAAUGCCCCACUAUGGAGUCAAGCAACACUGGAACAGUAA
Molecule: messenger RNA, 2669 nt
Organism: Elgaria multicarinata webbii
Lineage: Eukaryota; Metazoa; Chordata; Lepidosauria; Squamata; Anguidae
Product: protocadherin alpha-5-like
Exons: 2
Coding region: 135-2669 (844 amino acids)
Biological process (GO): homophilic cell-cell adhesion
Cellular component (GO): plasma membrane
Molecular function (GO): calcium ion binding
Source: RefSeq, a predicted model, not a curated record